Molecule: messenger RNA, 654 nt
Organism: Tetrapisispora phaffii CBS 4417
Lineage: Eukaryota; Fungi; Ascomycota; Saccharomycetes; Saccharomycetales; Saccharomycetaceae
Exons: 1
Coding region: 1-654 (217 amino acids)
Source: RefSeq, a predicted model, not a curated record
AUGUCUAUCCAAUUGAAUAUAACCGACGAUGUGGACAGAGCUGCUGAUGUUCUGAACAAUGCAUUCAGCCCAUCUCAUUGUAGUGAUUUUAUUUUCAAAAAGUUUUUUAACAUCUCAUUAGAUGAGAAAUGUUCUAGAGCUAGAAUCAAGGCUAUUAUUCAUUAUUACACUGCUCUUUACCAUGAUUUGGAUGGUGGUGAUAUUGUUGAAGUAAACGACUUUGAUGCAGUUGCACUUUUCAGUACACCAGGCAAACAUUUGCCACCAACUUUGACUGGUGACGCCAAAUUCGACAAAGAGUUCAUCACAGAUAUUUCCAAACGUAAGAAGGAAGUGAUUCCAGAAGGUGUACCAUACUAUUAUCUUUUCAUGAUCGGUAGGGACUUGAAAGGUCCACAUAAGAAAGGUUCAGUGAAGAAAAUUUUUGAAACAUACAAGGAAAAGGCCGACAAAGACAACGCAGCUAUUGUUUUGGAAUCAAUUGCUGACCAUGCUACUUCUGUUUACGAAUACUUCGGUUUCAAGAAUUAUCUGACUUAUACCAUCGGUAAGGGAGAAGUAAAUUCCAAAGGUGAACCUGACAGCACCGGGGAAGGUUUCACAGUCAAGUUAAUGUUCUACCAUAAAGACGGAGAAAAGGUUCUAAGACCAUGA